This is a messenger RNA of Xyrauchen texanus (razorback sucker), 2632 nucleotides long. Its product is annotated as E3 ubiquitin-protein ligase TRIM63-like. The record is from RefSeq and is a predicted model, not a curated record. The transcript is spliced from 8 exons. NCBI's taxonomy places the organism in Eukaryota, Metazoa, Chordata, Actinopteri, Cypriniformes, Catostomidae. Bases 54 to 1325 code for a protein of 423 amino acids. Gene Ontology annotation, molecular function: zinc ion binding.
ACGUGCGGCUUUCUAAAAACAGCGCACACUGAUAGUGGGCCUUCGCGUAGGGAAUGCCAUGUCUCAUUAUAGAAGGUACAGACAGACACUUGGGCAAUGGCGACGGCCUGAAUUCACCGGCGCUCAAGAACUGGGAUAAUUUAUUUUCUCAAUCCAGAUUCCAGAACGGUCUCAUUCUCCUCUUUAGUGGAGCCACAGCUCAUCAAAUCAGGAUGGACAGCUUGGAGAAACAGCUUAUUUGUCCCAUUUGUCUGGAAAUGUUCACGAAACCUGUUGUUAUUCUUCCUUGUCAACACAAUCUUUGCCGGAAAUGUGCUAAUGACAUUUUCCAGGCCUCAAAUCCAUACCUUCCCACCAGAGGAGGCUCAGUGACGUCAGGUGGGCGUUUCAGGUGUCCAUCUUGCAGGCAUGAAGUUGUGCUGGACCGGCAUGGGGUCUAUGGUCUACAGAGAAACCUUUUGGUGGAAAGCAUCAUUGACAUGUACAAACAGGAAUACAUCAGCCGACCCUCUCCUGAGAGGAAGGCUGACCAGCCAAUGUGUGAGGUCCACGAGGAUGAGAAAAUCAACAUAUACUGCCUGACCUGCGGUGUUCCCACCUGCUCUAUGUGUAAAGUGUUUGGCGCUCACAAGGACUGUGAAGUUGCCCCCCUUAACAGUGUAUACCAGGCGCAAAAGACAGAGCUCACGGAUGGAAUAACAAUGAUGGUCGGCAAUAAUGACAGGAUCCAAGGCAUCAUCAGUCAGUUGGAGGAGACAUGUAGGACCAUAGAGGAAAAUGGCAGACGACAGAAGUCCCAGGUGUGUGAAAAGUUUGACCAAUUGUACGCCAUCCUGGAGGAGAGGAAGAGAGAGAUGAACCUGAAAGUGGUGGCUGAACAGGAUGAGAAAGUCAAUUAUAUCCGUGUCCUCACUAGCAAGUAUGGAGAUCAUCUGGAAUCCAUGACCAAAAUCAUGGAGACAGGAAUCCAAACAUUGGAGGAGCCUGAGAUGGCUGUUUUCUUGCAGAAUGCCAAACCCCUCUUGCAAAAGAUUGCAGAGGCAUCAAAUACCUCCCACCUGGAGAGGGUUGAACGUGGCUAUGAGAGCAUGGAUCAUUACUCUGUGAGCAUCAAGAUAGAGGGCAGGGCCCUUCGUAAUAUUGACUUCACCAGAGAUGAUGAGGAAGAGGAGGAGGAUGAAGAUGAUGUGGGUGUUGAUACAGAAGGCCUGGCUGAGCAGACAGCCUUGGGGGGAGCGGAUACAAUGGACCUGUUGAACGAACCCCUUCCUCCCCUCCUGCCCCCACAAACACAGAGCAAACAUACACCUGCUACAUCUUCCUAAAUUCACAAAGUGCACAUACUCACUAACACACAAAACCUUCUCUUUGCUACCUGAUAUGAAGCUUUAAAUGCCUAUAAGUCUGUAGAAACUUUCAAGACAGCGAAAUGACAAGCUUUGACUAUGACAAACUGUUCUGUCUUUCAGUUACUGCUUAAGAAAAGUUGCCAGAUGACUAAAUAUAAACAUAGAUGACUUAAAAACAAGUUCCAAGAUUUGUGGUGUUGUUUACUGCAUAAGUGUGUGUUCACCUGAUAUUUUCAUUGCAGUUGGCACGGCAAUGGAAUUUGAGUUAUGAAUGAUAUGAAUCGUUCUAAAUGUUCUUUGCAUUUCAUAUAAAUAUCACAGACAAAUAAAAGUUUACUUGAGUUGGUUCCAGUCCCAAAAGAGUAACCUUUAUGUAAUGGCAACUGGAGAUAUAUAAGUAGUGUAAUGGUUUGUAAUAGGUUCAGUUGAAACCAAUAUAAUCUAGUUCAUUUCAUUUGUAUCCAGAGCACUCAAAUAUUACUUAUAGUUGCCUAAUCUACUCUAAGAAGCAUCCGUGGCAGAGCUUGGAAGUAAUCUCCACAUUGCACUGACUCUGCUCUGUAAACGAGAGUUGUUCGCACUUCUCUGUGGUCGAGCUGAAAUAAUGAUGCCAGGGCAUUGCGUAAUCCAUAUAUUCUGGCCCAGUGGAGGGUGAUCGGUGACAGGAUGUUCUUCAGUGACUGGAUUCACAUGACGCACGGUUACAAUGAACUUAAUGAGGCCCAGGGAGCACAACCCCAAUUCAACGCUCAUCUCAACAUGUGUGUCUAAUACCUUACAAUGGGCAGAACUUUGAAAACAGGUGUACUUCAUGAAGGUUUAAGUGAAUUGAAAUGAAAGCUAAGAUUUUUGUUUUGUUUUUCAACAGAAAAUUAUAGAUUGUUUAGAUGUGCUUCACAUGAUGCAUUUAGGACAUGUUUCAGGGAAACUCUGCACCCAAAACUUGGCUGUAAAAGAUCUCCAGUUGCUGCAUAGGUAGAAUGAGUCACAUAACAGUUAUGUGGUUUGGUGUCAAACCAGGUUCAGUGAGCACAAGGUGUGCAUACUGCAAUUGAGAAUCAGUCAUCUUUUACAGCAGGCAAGGCUACUGUUUUUGCUGUUUAUUUCCAUAACAUAUUGCCAAAAUAAAAAGAGUAAAUCAUCUUUUGGUAGAGUUGCAGCCAGUUCUAUUCAGAAUGCAGUCUAAUUACUAUCUAAAAUCUGUCACAAUGUGAAGUGACAAACAUUUGUGUAAGUUGAUGUGCUAUGUACUUUUAGAACCUUGUUUUUGAGCUGCCUUUUUA